CAUGAAGACAGUGAUUGGAGUUCUUUGCGUCAUAUUAGCGGUCCAAUGCGUAACUGCACAAUGCCCUAGCCUUAAGACCUACACUACGGAACUGAAGCCGGCUUGUGAUAUAAAUGACAUUUACAUUAAAUGGCCCAAUUAUGCGAAUCAAAGCACUUACUAUACCUGCUUUGGCGUGGGAAAUCCAGUGUUGACACCAUGUCCAAGUGGUGAUUAUUUCACUUACGUUUACCAACAAUGCACCCAAUGCAACGAGUAUAUUCCGGCGCCUGUUUGCGAAAAUCUCAAAACACAAAAUACUCCCAAUUGCGUUGCAAUUGGUACUGAUGGUUCUGGUGGUAAUAAUAGCACAACUCCAACCACAACAACUGGCUAUCCAACACCGAACUAUCCAAGUACCACCAGUUCCACCACAACAACCGCGACAACAAAGGCACCAACUACAACGACAACUGCUAGUACUAAUACUACGGCAACUACGGCCUCUACUACUACAGUGAUAACCCCACCUACUGUAGCUCCAACAAGUUCUACGACUACAAGUGCCAACACUACAUAUCCCGGACCACCAUCUCCAGUUACUUCGGCCCCGAAUGUACCUACGCCUCCAACACCAGCACCAACACCACCAGUGAUUGAUAUAACUCCACCAAGUGCAUAAGAACCAAAAAUGUUUAAAAUUCAAUAACAAAAAAUUGUU
Bactrocera tryoni is the source of this 700-nucleotide messenger RNA. RefSeq names its product peritrophin-55-like. The record is from RefSeq and is a predicted model, not a curated record. Gene Ontology annotation, cellular component: extracellular region. Gene Ontology annotation, molecular function: chitin binding. The transcript has 2 exons. NCBI's taxonomy places the organism in Eukaryota, Metazoa, Arthropoda, Insecta, Diptera, Tephritidae. The coding region runs from base 2 to 661 and encodes 219 amino acids.